AUGAAUUGCUGUUCGUUUGUCUCGAUAAAACUCGAGAGCGGCUGGACCGAUUUGGCUAAUUUUAGUUUUAAAUUAUUUGUGGAAGUCCAGAGAAGGUUUAAAGGAACAUCACUAAAUUCACUAUACAAACACAACCACGCUUCCGUAUCGAAUAUAAGAAGCCGCUGCGAAUUAUCGAGCUAUAGUUCGCAACACAUCGUUAAGAUGGCCGCCAAACAUUACUUCAUCAUAUUUCUGCUCGUGUCUCUCAUGGCUCUCGCAGCCAGUAAGAGCUUGUUCGAGAAAUCGUGUCCUGAAAAUGCUCACACGACAUUGAACCCCUGCGUGCCGACCUGUGCAGACCCGGAAUUGAAACACACCAGCUGCGUGACGGCUUUCAUCGCAACCUGUCACUGUGAUUCUGGAUACCUCUUCAACUCGGAGGGAAAAUGCGUGCCCGUUGCCGAAUGUUGAAUAUGACGCGGAGGCUAUUUUAACUUUUUUCGAUUUGUAUUUUAUUAAAAAAGUUUAUCUAACUAUAACUAAACUAAACUACACUUGAGACCUUAGAACUUAUAUCUCA
Molecule: messenger RNA, 562 nt
Organism: Bombyx mandarina (wild silkworm)
Lineage: Eukaryota; Metazoa; Arthropoda; Insecta; Lepidoptera; Bombycidae
Product: fungal protease inhibitor F-like
Source: RefSeq, a predicted model, not a curated record